AUGGGAAAUCAACAAUCAAAUGAAAGAAAAAGAAAUUAUAAAAUAUAUGGCUAUGUUCCUUACAACGAUGGAGAGUUUAGGUACAUGGAUUUUGAAACAGACACUACUUUAAAUAUUCUUGAAGGAGUGGGCAGUGUGUUUCUUAAUUAUGAUGGACCGAGGCAAGCCACUCUUGAUGAAGGGCGAUAUAUAGCAAUUGAUACUGAUAUAACGAAAGAACGCAGUAGUAGUUGUAAUUUUAGUCGCCGUAGUGUGAUAAAUGUAAAUGUAGGAAAUAGCAGUGGUUUACCAGGAGAGGGAGGUUUUCGAGAACUUGUCGAAAGAACAACUGAGGCUAGAGAAAUGCGUGCUAGGGCGAAUGAAUGGUCUGAUUUUGACAAACAAAUGCAACAAGCAUGGCAAUUACAACCUCCUAAAAAAUAG
Messenger RNA from Funneliformis geosporum, 423 nucleotides. The record is from the annotation of a GenBank genome assembly. NCBI's taxonomy places the organism in Eukaryota, Fungi, Glomeromycota, Glomeromycetes, Glomerales, Glomeraceae.